Molecule: messenger RNA, 988 nt
Organism: Lycium ferocissimum
Lineage: Eukaryota; Viridiplantae; Streptophyta; Magnoliopsida; Solanales; Solanaceae
Product: ADP-ribosylation factor 2-like
Exons: 7
Coding region: 170-715 (181 amino acids)
Biological process (GO): vesicle-mediated transport; intracellular protein transport
Cellular component (GO): cytoplasm
Molecular function (GO): GTPase activity; GTP binding
Source: RefSeq, a predicted model, not a curated record
CAUUCCCUUUAUAUAUAAUAUAGCCUCUACUAGUCAUCUGAUUAUUUUAUAUAAUAUAUGUUAAUCCUCUCGCGUUAAUCUCAGGCUUAAAUUUGCGCUUUCUCGUUCUUUCUUCCUUAGAUCCCUCUUCUUAAAAGCACCUUUCAGGGAUCAUCAACAAGAAGGAGAAAUGGGGCUGACAUUCACCAAGCUUUUCAGUCGGCUUUUUGCCAAGAAAGAAAUGCGAAUUCUCAUGGUUGGUCUCGACGCAGCUGGUAAGACCACCAUAUUGUACAAGCUCAAGCUGGGAGAGAUUGUCACUACUAUUCCUACCAUUGGUUUCAACGUGGAGACUGUUGAGUACAAGAACAUCAGCUUCACUGUUUGGGAUGUGGGGGGUCAGGACAAGAUUCGUCCAUUGUGGAGGCACUAUUUCCAGAACACUCAGGGUCUCAUUUUUGUGGUUGAUAGCAAUGACAGAGACCGUGUUGUGGAGGCACGAGAUGAGUUGCAUAGGAUGUUGAAUGAGGAUGAGCUUCGGGAUGCAGUGCUUCUUGUUUUUGCUAACAAACAAGAUCUUCCCAAUGCAAUGAAUGCUGCCGAAAUAACUGAUAAGCUUGGGCUGCACUCUCUCAGGCAGCGUCACUGGUACAUUCAGAGCACUUGUGCAACAUCUGGAGAGGGGCUUUAUGAGGGUCUUGAUUGGCUUUCUAACAACAUUGCUAACAAGUCCUAAGGCAACAGGAGAGUUCUUGCGGGUUGAUCCUGGAUGCAGGCAGGUUUUUAUCUAGUUUCUUUUACCAAGUCAGUGUGGUUAUGAGCAUUGUCUUGAAAGGCAUUUGCAUCUUGUUAGGACUUAAUGAAAUGGCUUUGUUAUACAACGGUUGGAUAUAUGUAAUGCUGUUUGUUUAGGUUUUGAGUAUACUUCCAUAAAUUUGUAAACAAAGACUAGUUCUUUAUGACGUUUUUGUUAAUGGUUAAUGAUUGUACUUCCUCUUUUUGUCCCUAA